AUUUGACCUUUUUGAUUACUUAAUUGAAAGAAUUCAAUAAGGAAUAUUAAAAUAACAAAUUGGAUCACUGUGCGCUUGUCUACCCUAUCGGACUUUGUCAUAACGUUUAUUGUUCUGGGCAAUUUUUAUGUGAGUGAUUGCAUUUGAAUAGAGAUCAGUGAAGCUUCCAGUCAUUAAAUAAUCAAGAAUGACUUUCACACCAGCCUGUGUCGAGGAAGAAUACAAGAAGGACCCGAAACUGAAGAAGGAGGAUGUAAAAAAAUUGAUGGAAUGGAUUGAUAUGCAGGCGCAUCUUCCCAAAGUAACAGAACUUCAAGUUAUCCUGUUCCUACACAGCUGCAUGUAUAGCAAUGAGCAAGCCAAAAUUACAAUAGACAAUUAUUUCACAGUCAAAACGUUAUGUGAAGAUAUUUUUGGAAAUAGAAAUGAUCUAUCGGUUUUGGACUCCCAAGAAAUAGGGCUGAUGACAGUGCUCCCAAAAAAGACCCCUGAGGGAUACAUAGUAAUAUUAAUGAAACUCAUUGAUUGCGAUCCAGAUAAAUUUGUCUUUGCCCAUCAGAUAAGAAAUUUCGAUAUGAAUGUUAUAAGACAUCUUAACACUCAGGGAACAAGUGAAGGAGUUGUCAUUGUGGUCGACAUGGAUGGAAUGGUUUUUGGUCAUUUAACAAAAUUAAACAUUAUUGUUAUGAAAAAGUUUAUGUUUUAUCUGCAGGAAGCCAUGCCAAUAAGAAUAAGGGGACUACAUUACAUUAACGUGGUAUCAUUUAUGGACAAGGUUAUGGCUUUGAUAAAACCUUUCAUGAAUAAAGAACUAUUGAGCAUGUUUUGUUUGCACAGUGAUCUUGUUGAAUUCUACAAAACAGUACCCAUAGAAUGUAUGCCAAAAGAAUACGGGGGUGAAAAUGAAACAAUACAGUCUCUUAAAGAAAAAGAAAGGAAAAGUUACCUCGAAAACAAAGAUUUUUACAACUUUGAAGAUAGCCAGAAGGUUGACGAGAAAAAAAGAGCUGGAAAACCAAAAAACGCCAGUGACUUUUUUGGUGUGGAGGGAACAUUCAAAAAGCUUGAAGUUGAUUAAAUUUAUAUAUAUGUUUUUACUUAAAAUAAAUUUUUG
Brassicogethes aeneus is the source of this 1114-nucleotide messenger RNA. Lineage: Eukaryota; Metazoa; Arthropoda; Insecta; Coleoptera; Nitidulidae. The record is from the annotation of a GenBank genome assembly.